This is a messenger RNA of Radiomyces spectabilis, 2490 nucleotides long. RefSeq names its product P-loop containing nucleoside triphosphate hydrolase protein. NCBI's taxonomy places the organism in Eukaryota, Fungi, Mucoromycota, Mucoromycetes, Mucorales, Radiomycetaceae. Gene Ontology annotation, molecular function: plus-end-directed microtubule motor activity; microtubule binding; ATP binding. The record is from RefSeq and is a predicted model, not a curated record. Bases 1 to 2490 code for a protein of 829 amino acids. The transcript is spliced from 8 exons. Gene Ontology annotation, biological process: microtubule-based movement.
AUGGCUCUCUGGUAUCGUGGCUUCCCUGAGCACCAUGAUACCGACACUGAAACCGAAACUGACACUGAACCCGCCAAUGACUUUGCCAGUGACAGUGAUGCCGACACUGGAGCCCCUCCUGCUCCUGUCGUUGAGGAACAACCCAAGAACAUUCAAGUUGUUCUUCGUCACCGUGAUUUCGAGGACGCCAAUGGCGUACCUCAAGGCCCCCGUGCGUUGGUUCCCCACCCGCACUUCCCUGAAGAGGAAGUGCUGUUUGGCCGUCAUCAGCGAGGUUAUGUGUUUGACCGUGUUUUCGAUCAAACCUACUCGCAGGAGUCCAUUUUCCGCCAAGUGGCCCAACCCAUGGUGGAACGGGUUGCCAAGGGCUACAACUGUGCCGUUAUCGCGUGCGGCCAAACUGGCACCGGAAAAACUUACACCCUGCAAGGAAACAUGCAAGAUUUUUCCCAGGACUGCCCCGCCGAAGCCGGCCUGAUUCCUCGCACGGUCCACCGACUGUUUGAAUAUUUGAAUAUUCACAAUUACGACUUUUCUGUCUCGCUUUCCCUCGUGGAACUUUGCAACGGUCGUAUUUACGACUUGCUCAAUGUUCACGACGACGAAUCAACUCUGAAGAUUUGUCAAGAUGAAUCCACCUCGGAUGUGACCAUCGAAGGAUGCCACGAAUCUUUCGCUCCCUCCGCCGUUGAAGCCAUGAAAAUCCUUCGUCAAGGCCUGGCCUGUCGAACCAUCGGUGCCACUCAAUGGCAUGAAAACUCAAACCGCGGUCAUUGUUUGUUGACUGUCAAAGUCUUUGUUCAAGAUUUCUUGGCCAGUGACAAGGCGACCGUGCGUGCCGGAAAAUUGACAUUUGUUGAUCUAGCCGGCUUUGAGCACUUUCACAAAGAUUACGGCGAAAAUGUGCCUGCUCCUGAAACAGUCUCUGCCAACAAAGGCUUAUUCACGCUCCUACAUGUCAUCCGUGACCUCGCUCACCAUGGUUCCACCGAUUUGUACAGACAUGAUAACCUUACCUGGUUGCUCAAAGAUGCGUUGGGUGGUCAGACCCAGACCUGCAUUGUGGUUACGGCGUCGACGGCCGAAACGCAUUCCCAUGACACUCGACUCGCCUUGAAAUGUGCCACUUUGGCCAAAGAAAUCCUCAAUUUUCCGCGGCGCAAUACACCCAUCAACCGCGAUAACUACAUUGGCGACUUGCACGCUACCAUAGCCCAGUUGAAAGAAAAAUUAAAGUGCAAGCAAGGAAAGGAGGGUGUGCACAUGACUCGGGCAUUCUAUGAUGCUUGGAAGCAAGAAAUGGAGGAACUCAAGGAGAAGAUGCGAAAGACCGAUUAUGAAGCGCACAUUACCAAGCAACAGGCGUGUGACAUGGUCGAAAAAGCCCAGACCGCUUGCAAGAAAGAAACCGCACAGCUCAAGGACCGACUGCGGAAGGCAGAAAGCGAAGUGCGAUAUAUCAAAGACCGAUCUGAGGAGAAGAUAAAGCAGAUCUACAACGCCUGGCAACGAGAUACCGAUCAGCUCAACCGGUUCAUCAGCAACACCGAAGAGGCAAUGCAGGUUACCAAAGAAAGAGCCGACGCUAAAAUCGCCGCCAUGCGAACCGAGCUGGCCUCACUACAAGCGCAAUGCAGCCAUGCAGCCGGCCUGGGAAAAUCAGUGGACGACAUGCGAGCCAGAGAAAGCCGCGCACUUCAACUAGCCGAGUACUAUCAACAGCAAGAAAGAGAAAUGCAAGAACGGCACUCACACCUCGAAGAAAAAUUCGCGGACCUAACCGACAGGGUUCAAGAAAAAGAUGAGCAGCUGAACCAUUUGAAGGCGCAAAAGAAAGAAGACGAUCAGCAAAUGGCAUACCUCCAACGUGAACUACGCCAAUACGAUGACCUUUUCAAAGAAAAUCAGGAAAAAGUCGCUGUCAUGCAGAAGCAAAUAUCACACCUCCAACGACGAGUCUCGGAGCAUAUCAAUAUCGUUCGCGCUAAAGACGAGCAACUAGACGGCCUCAUGAAACGAAAGAAACAUGACACUCAGCGCCUCACUGACCUCCAACAUGGACUCCGUAAAUGCAAUGAUACUAUUGGUGAAAAGGAAGCCAUGAUUGCCGAAUUGACGGUGCAGCUUCGAGAUCAACAUGUGACGAUGAAGAAACAGAUGGCGCAUCUUGAACAAUACGCUGCGGAGCUGGUCGAUAGGAUCCAAGCCAAAGACGAACAGCUCGAGGGGCUCCAACUCCAAAGCAAGCAAGAUCACAAGAAAAUCAAGGCGUUCAAAUGUCAGAUCGCUGUAUGCAACAAUAUGAUUUAUGAAAAGACAAUACCGGUCGUCGAAUUAACGUCGAUGCUUCAAAAACGAAAAGAUACCAUGGAAAAAGUCAUAGCGCAUCUUCAACGGCACGCGGCUACAGUCGAAUCCCUGAAAACCCAACUCAAAGAUAUUAGACACAAAGUUGACUUGGAACCUCGACAAUUCAUCAUAUCACGCUGA